This is a messenger RNA of Caenorhabditis briggsae, 663 nucleotides long. The record is from RefSeq and is a predicted model, not a curated record. The transcript is spliced from 2 exons. Lineage: Eukaryota; Metazoa; Nematoda; Chromadorea; Rhabditida; Rhabditidae. Bases 1 to 663 code for a protein of 220 amino acids.
AUGUCCCGAUAUUCGUUAAUCAAAUCAAUGUUUCGACCGGCUCGCAUUACCCCUCAUCGAUGUCGUCGUGACGUCGUCAUGCCGUUCCCAGUCGGAAGAAUGGAGUUGAUUGUCUACGCGGCCGUGGUCACUGGUCUUAUCUUUGCGGCCUACCAUACUACACUUAUGGAUUAUCUUGCCUACCAAAGAGACUACAUUGCCUUUACCACCGCCUGGCCAUCUAAGCCAGCCAACUUCAAAUUUGACAUGAAUGUUUUCCUGGAGCAUAAAAGGAAUCUCAUGGAAUACGCCACCAUGGAAAAGAGUCUAAUGCAAAAUGGAUCCGCACUUCAUGAGCUCAAAAUCGCCAAACUCCUCAAAACUCUGUUCACCGAUAUUCCAAAGAUCCUCCUUGACAAAUGGGUUCUAGACAUUGAACGAUUCCAAGGUGUCGAAGAAUUUCUGAACGCUACCAACUUCAAUGGGACCAUCGCUGAGGAGUUCUUCUACUUGGAAGCUCCAUUCUUUCAGUUCGAACAUCACAGAAUGGUUAUAAUGUUUCCGACUGAGAUCAAGGGACUUUUGAUGACUAUUAAGAUUGGAGAUUGCUAUUUUUGGUCGACAUGCGAUCAUACAGAAUUGGAGUUGAGAGAUGGGGAUAUGCAUGUGUUGGAUGUGUUAUAG